Mollisia scopiformis is the source of this 1767-nucleotide messenger RNA. RefSeq lists its product as uncharacterized. The transcript has a single exon. NCBI's taxonomy places the organism in Eukaryota, Fungi, Ascomycota, Leotiomycetes, Helotiales, Mollisiaceae. The record is from RefSeq and is a predicted model, not a curated record. The coding region runs from base 1 to 1767 and encodes 588 amino acids.
AUGCUUCCUGCUCUUCAAACUUAUUCGAAGCCGAGUCUUGUCGAAAGAAAUCUGGCCCGGGAAAGUGUUUUCCUUCCGCCAGAUACCAAAUCUCGCGAUCUUUCAACCUCACCUCACCAAAACAACAACACAACGCACGGCACAACGCAACACCGCGCAAUGGGUCAAACUCUCGCGCGUCUACCAUUGACGGCGCGUAAUCCGGAGUCUGACGUCGCUGAAGAUGUCUCCAGCGGUGGAUUAGGGCAAAGUAUACAGCCAGAGCUUUCGCAGCAAGAGCAGCUGGCAGUGAAGGCCCUGGCAGCAGAGCAAGGUGAAACGAAACCACCGGAAUCUCCAAUCGCAGAUCCAGCCUCAGCUUCACUCUCCGAGCCUGCAGAGGUGCGCGACGAGGCAUCAGCCUUUGUAUCACCAUCCACUUCCGCGUCUCUCGGAGACGCGAAGGUCAUCGUCGAGGAGCAGGAAGAUGAUGCAGCUUUCGAAGCUGCGAGAAUGUUGUUCAGAGGUUGGUACCAGGAGAAUUUUGGGGGUCUUGCUCCAGCUGCUUUUGUUCCUUCAUCGCUGAUGUCUGGGCGUGUUGAUGGUUCGAGAGUGGACGGAGAUGGUGGGUUUCUUACCAUGAGAACAUCUCCUACUCCUGAUAUCGUGGAGAGAUUGGCUGAGAUGUGGAAUCUUAAGCCUGAGAAGAGGGAAGAGAGUGUUGAUUCACGAGUAUCUCAGGUUCCAGAUAUCCCGGUUGCUAUUACGGAGAGCAUUUUCAUGUCGGAGGAUGAGGAAGACUACAACACUCGAGUCUCAUCGCCACGUGCUAUUCCAGAUGUCCUGGGUUCGCCUGAACAAGUUCGAGGAGAUUCGAAGAGCAGAAGCCAAGAGCGGACGGCCAGAGAAGAUGCGGUUCAAGAAGGAUCAGACUUUGAGUGUGCCUCCCCAGAUCUCGCUUCCCAACCAAACGGAUCACUACAUCAGGAAUCUACAAUGCAACGUCUGCGCACCUCCUUGAUAUCCUCGCUCGAGUCCCGGCUCGCUGAGAUGGAAGCCGGGGGUGAUCUCAAAGACGCCUACCGAAGCUCCGUCACAUUGGCAAAUUUAAUCACAACCUACGAGUUGCACGAAGAGCUUAUGUGGCGCCGUGCUUCCCGUCGCAAACCAUCGUAUUGGGAGAGGUCACCUUCUCACGAUCAGAGACGUCGUAGUAGAUCUCCUGAUAGAGGAUCCGAGCAUCAUGGACGCGUACAUCCUGACAGGCUUGGUCAUCUUUCUCUCGAACGCUCACCAAGUCCUGACAAGACUCCGGUUCUUAAGAGUCAGGCCCUUUGCGCGACCUCAUCGAAUCGUAUACAUCCGAACAGGAUUCGGAAUCUCAACGGCCAAGCAGCCCCAUCCGGACCAUCAUCAUUCAAACUUGUACAUCCCGAUAGGAUCGGCCGUCUCGGACGCUCACCUAGUCCUGAUAGGAAUCCGGGUCCUAAGAGUCAAGCUCCUCGUGCAACUUCGUCGAAUUGUGUACCCGUUGAUAGAAUGCGGGAUUCCAGGAGUCGAACCCCUCGAGGACCCUUGUCUUAUCAUCGACACCCUGACUAUGCUCGUCAAGAGUACUCCGCUUUGCAAUACGACGAGGAACCUCGCUUUAAAGGAGGUGUCUCUUAUGAUAUACAGAGUCCUGGUAGAGCAGGAGGUUAUACAAAAGAGAAGGGCUCUGGUGUUUGGCGAGGUGGAAGUGAUGGAAGUGGUCAGUAUGCACGGCGAGAAGGUCAGCGUGGAGCAUGA